This is a messenger RNA of Pieris macdunnoughi, 1212 nucleotides long. The record is from the annotation of a GenBank genome assembly. NCBI's taxonomy places the organism in Eukaryota, Metazoa, Arthropoda, Insecta, Lepidoptera, Pieridae.
AUGGGUGGGCUGGGCGGUGCGGGCGCGGUGUUGGCGGCAGAGAUUUUCGCCCCACUACUACUUCUCUGUUGGCUUUGCUGCUGGCCUGAUGAUGCCUCAGAUACAAGUUCUGGCAAAUACCCCGCGAAACCAGCCAUUACCAAUGGAUCAUCAGGCUCUCACCGAUUGAGCGAACUGUUCAGUCGGAGGUGCGGUAGCAGCGCGAUCUCUUUACAUUUACCUAGCACUUCUGGAACCACAAAGCAGUCGCUAUCAGCUCAUAGGAGUCAUGAAGAAAUCCACGGCCGUCACCGCUCGCAGUUAAAUAUAAGCGAAGAAGACAGCCGUUACCACUCUGCCCCCAGCGUCAUUCACGAAGUAUUGCACCGCAGAGACUGGGAGCGCUCUACCAAGGAACUUUACAUUCCUCUCAGACCAGAGAAAGUGACCUUAUCCCCCAGCUCUCCUACUGGUUCAUACAUGUCUCUGGAUAGCCUUGAGCAAUGUGAAGAAACAGAUCAACGAGUCUCAAAAACUUGCAAGAAACAUUUUACUAAUAUUAAAUGCUCAAAAAAAAAGGAAACCGACGACGAUAUCAAGGAUGAUGAUGCGACUGAAACAUCUUGCUUCUAUAUUGGCGACAAUGGUGCCGGGCCCAGUGUUUCAAAGAGGCCAGAAAGGCUAGAUAAAAUGAAUAUCAAAGAAGAUAACCAUGAGGCAGUCGGGCCAGCGGAUAAUGAUACUAAACUGUAUAAGCAUAAAGAAACUAAGCAAAGUUUAAAUGAAUGCAUUAAAAGUAAAGAUAGAAUGAGAUUGGUACCAGUAGAAGAGUUAGUCGUGUCUAGAUUUGAGGUCGCGACUCCUGAAAGCGCGGCUCUAGAUAGGUCAGGGGCGCAGCACCACGGGGCAAAUUGGGGAGCUGAACUUUUCAACGCUCGAUUAAUACCACCGCCAUCUGUCGAACCGUUAGGCUACGCAUCUGACACGUUGUACCUGGAGGAGGAAGCAUGGGGUGCCGCGCCGAGCUCGGGACUGGCUUGGUCACCUCCCGCUGAAGGCUUCAUGCGUGGCCGCCAUGCUAGUGCCGGUGAUGUGUUAGCACCCACACACCGCCCGCAGUCAGGAGCACUCUCAGAAAGUGAUAUAGACUUUGAGCUGGAGGCGUGUGAUGAGUUGCCGCCUCCAUACCACGAGGUGCAUCUGCUCAAACACAGAAAUGAAACAGCAAUAUAA